AUGGCAAGACCUGCCGUUUUUCUCCUUCUGUUUGCUCUCGUUUGCUUUGUUCCUCUCUGCCUCUUCAUCCCAAGCUUUGUAUGGAAACUUUACCCAGAUUUUUAUGAUAAUUCAUGCCCCAAAGCCCAGGAGAUCGUCAGGUCUGUUGUGGCUAAAGCCGUUGCAAGAGAAACCCGCAUGGCCGUUUCCUUGAUGAGGCUCCAUUUCCUCGACUGUUUCGUUCAGGGCUGUGAUGGCUCGGUCUUGCUGGACAGCAGCGGGGAUAUCGUGAGCGAAAAGAACUCGAACUAUAACAGAAGAUCGGCUCGUGGGUUCGAAGUCAUCGAUGAGAUCAAGUCGGCACUGGAGAAGGAAUGCCCUUCCACUGUCUCUUGUGCCGACGCGUUGGCCCUAGCCGCAAGAGACUCUUCUGUUCUUGUAAGUACCUCUUUCUUUUUUUUGACCGGUGGACCAAGCUGGGAGGUCCCCUUAGGCAGAAGGGACUCGAGAGGAGCAAGCUUGAGAUCCUCUAACGACAACAUUCCUGCCCCAAACAACACUUUCCAGACCAUUCUCUCUGCGUUUAACAUCCACAGCCUCGAUCUCACCGACCUCGUCGCUCUCUCUGGGAGUCACACCAUCGGUUUCUCUAGGUGCACAAGCUUCAGACAGCGACUGUUCAACCAAUCCGGCAUUAAUGGACAGGCGAGCGAGACGCUGAACUCGUCGUACGCGGCCUGGCUGCGUCCACGGUGCCCAACAAGAUCAGGCGGAGACCAGAACCUGUUCGCCUUGGACUUCAUGUCUGCCUCGAAAUUUGACAACAGCUACUUCAAGAACUUGAUUAAGAACAAGGGUCUGUUGAAUUCCGACCAAGUUCUCUUCUCCAGCAACCGGCAAGCUAGAGACCUUGUGGAGAAGUACGCCGAGGAUCAAGACGAGUUCUUCGAGCAGUUCGCUAAAUCGAUGAUCAAGAUGGGUAACAUCUCUCCAUUGACGGGUUUCAGUGGUGAAGUCAGGAAGAACUGCCGUGAUAUCAACUAUUGAAUUCGCAACUUGGCAUCAGUUUAUGCGUGAA
Tarenaya hassleriana is the source of this 1057-nucleotide messenger RNA. RefSeq names its product peroxidase 49. Gene Ontology annotation, biological process: response to oxidative stress; hydrogen peroxide catabolic process. The record is from RefSeq and is a predicted model, not a curated record. NCBI's taxonomy places the organism in Eukaryota, Viridiplantae, Streptophyta, Magnoliopsida, Brassicales, Cleomaceae. The coding region runs from base 1 to 1026 and encodes 341 amino acids. The transcript has 4 exons. Gene Ontology annotation, molecular function: heme binding; peroxidase activity.